Messenger RNA from Lepus europaeus (European hare), 6185 nucleotides. It is a transcript of the gene ARAP3, whose product is annotated as ArfGAP with RhoGAP domain, ankyrin repeat and PH domain 3. Gene Ontology annotation, molecular function: GTPase activator activity; protein binding; phosphatidylinositol-3,4,5-trisphosphate binding. The coding region runs from base 936 to 5648 and encodes 1570 amino acids. Lineage: Eukaryota; Metazoa; Chordata; Mammalia; Lagomorpha; Leporidae. The transcript has 33 exons. Gene Ontology annotation, cellular component: ruffle. The record is from RefSeq and is a predicted model, not a curated record. Gene Ontology annotation, biological process: signal transduction; positive regulation of GTPase activity.
CGGCCUGAGUCACAGGGAAGCUGGGGGCCCUGAGUCAGGGCCCAGGCUCGGCACCCCGGCCCUGGAUGCUGAGAGAGGCCAGAGCUGAUGCUGGGACGAGAUCAGGAGGCCCGGCCACGGGGAGAGAGCUCUGCAGACGGAAGCCCAGGGUCAGACACAGCUCAAGACCUGGUUAGAACUGGGAACUGAGGCAAGAGCAGCCUUCACGGCAGAGCAGCACAGAGGAGCGGGCGGGCAGAAAGAGAAGGAUUUUAGAGGGAGUGGGGUAGGGGCAGGAGCAGGGUCAAGUUGUUAAUCAGACAUAUGCAGGCACCGGGCCCAGGGGCUGACUGGGAGAGACCUGAACCCCAGGGCAGGGUAGGCUCAGAGAAAGCAGAGAGAGGGUGGUCACUGCACGCCAGUGAGUCCCUGCAGAGUGUGUGGGCGGAGCGUGGAGUAGACCCUAGGGAGCUCUGGGACCCUGGUCCCUCCAGCCCAGUUCUCCACCCUGGGCCAGUUCCCCAAGUGGCCUCUAUCCAGACCAGGAUCCACACUUUGGGACUGGUCAGGGCUCUCUGGGCAGCCUGACCACAGCAGGCAGGAUGUGGGGGCGGCCAGGCUGGAGAGACAGGAAGGAAGUCUGAGUGGAGACAAUAGGUGGAAGGGGAGGAGGAACAGGGAGCCUCCAGGAUUAGGAUGUCCAGCUUGGAAACCAGCAGGAGUGGGGUCUGCCCCGCCUUGCUCCGUCCUGGCCUGCCCAUCUUCCCACCCUGUGUCAAGGGCAGUACCUGGCCGCAUCCCCCUGCCCACUCAGGGUCCCAUGCCCUGUAAGGCAUGGGCAGAGCCUUGAGCCAGGCCCGGGGUGGGCAGGAGCCAGGGAAGACCCUUCCUCUCUCCAGCCUCCGUUUCCUCAAGUGCGUGUAUAGGAAUUCUCGUGUAACGAGAAGCCCUUUCUGAUGUUCCGGGAGGGCUGUCCUGGUGUUCCAGAUUACUGGCCUUCAGGCUUUUAUUCUCUGGCGGAAGACUGGAGCAAUGGCCUGAGCCCCAUGGCUGCCCCUCAGGACCUGGACAUCGCUGUGUGGCUGGCCACGGUGCACCUGGAGCAGUAUGCAGACACGUUCCGGCGGCACGGCCUGGCUACAGCAGGUGCAGCCCAAGGCCUGGGCCAUGAGGAGCUGAGGCAAUUGGGCGUCAACGCCACAGGGCACCGGAAACGCAUUCUGCGCCUGCUGCAGGCGAGCAGUGUGGAGGGCCCUCUGGAUCCCAAAUCAGAUAGCACCAUGGAGCCAUCCCCCAGCCUGGACCCCCCAGCCCAGACUCCCAAGCCUGUGCCCAAGCCCAGGACAGUGUUCAGUGGGCUCACUGGCCCUGCCACCACCCAGAGACCUGGGCCGAGCCCAACCUUCCGGGGCCCAGAAGUGUCCAGGAGUCCAGAGUCCAGCCCGAAGUCCCCUCCACUCCCCACCUCCUCCUCUGGGCAGCCGUCAUCCUCAGAUACGGUGGAGAUGACGCCCAAUGCCAUCUACUUCGGCCUGGACUUAAGAGGCGGGGCCCAGGCAGCCCAGGACAUGGUCCCAGACAGCUCCCAGAAAGCCGCCCCCACCCCUGCCCUGAGACCCGCCACAGGAACAGUGCACAUCAUGGAUCCCGGUUGCCUGUAUUAUGGUGUCCAGCCUGUGGGGGCGCCAGGGGCCACUGACAGAAGAGAGGGCAGAGGUGUCUGCCAGGACAGGGCUGAACACAGGCUCAGCAGGCAAGACCUGGAAGCACGGGAGGAUGCUGGCUAUGCUAGCCUUGAGCUGCCCGGGGACUCCACACUCUCACUGCCCACGCUGGACACGGAGGAGACCAGUGAUGACCUCAUUUCACCCUAUGCCAGCUUCUCUUCCACGGCAGACCCGCCCACGCCCCUGCUCAGUGGCUGGCUAGACAAGCUGUCCCCUCAGGGAAACUAUGUCUUCCAGAGACGCUUUGUGCGGUUCAAUGGGCGGAGUCUCAUGUACUUUGGCAGUGACAAGGACCCCUUCCCCAAGGGUGUGAUCCCUCUGACGGCCAUUGAGAUGGCCCGCAGCAGCAAGGACAACAAGUUCCAGAUCAUCACUGGCCAGAGGGUGUUCGUGUUCCGCACAGAGAGCGAGGCUCAGCGGGACACGUGGUGCUCCACGCUGCAGUCCUGCCUGAAGGAGCUGCACCUCCUGGGGUCCCCCCGGCCCCCCCAGCUGCCGCGACCCCUCCGCACAGGCAUGCUGGAACUGCGCGGACACAAGGCCAAGGUGUUUGCUGCCUUGAGCCCUGGAGAGCUGGCACUGUACAAGAGUGAGCAGGCCUUCUCUCUGGGCAUUGGGAUCUGCUUCAUUGAACUACAAGGCUGCAGCGUCCGGGAGACCAAGAGUCGAGGCUUCGACUUGCUCACACCUCACCGUUGUUUCAGCUUCACAGCCGAGUCUGGGGGGGCUCGGCAGAGCUGGGCGGCCGCUCUGCAGGAAGCAGUAACCGAGACCCUGUCUGACUACGAGGUGGCUGAGAAGAUCUGGUCCAAUCGGGCAAACCGGCACUGUGCGGACUGUGGGGCCCCCCGCCCGGACUGGGCUGCCGUCAACCUGGGCGUGGUCAUCUGCAAGCAGUGUGCGGGUCAGCAUCGGGCCUUGGGUUCUGGGAUCUCCAAGGUGCAGAGCCUGAAACUGGACACGAGUGUCUGGAGCAAUGAGAUAGUACAGUUAUUCAUCACCCUGGGCAAUGAUCGUGCCAACCGCUUCUGGGCAGGGGCACUACCCCCAGGCGAGGGGCUGAACCCAGACUCGACCCCUGGCUCCCGGGGAGAGUUUAUCUCCCGGAAGUACCGGCUGGGUCUCUUCCGGAAGUCCCACCCUCAGUGUCCUGAUCACGGCCAGCUCCUCCAGGCACUGUGUGCAGCUGUGGCCGGCCCCAACCUGCUGAAAAACAUGACCCAGCUCCUCUGUGUUGAUGCCGCUGAGGGCGAGGAGUCCUGGUCCCCUUCAGCCCUCAAUGGCAGCUGUCCUAGCCUUCUAAUCUCAGACCCCUCGCCUGGUGUGUACAAUGAGGUGGUGGUGCCAGCCACUUGCAGCAGCUUCCUGUACUGUGGUCCCGUCAGCAACAAGGCUGGACCCCCUCCCCCUCGCAGGGGCCGGGAUGCUCCCCCCCGCCUGUGGUGUGUGCUGGGAGCAGCUCUGGAAAUGUUUGCUUCUGAAAGCAGCUCUGAACCCCUCAGCCUCAUCCAGCCCCAGGAUGUUGUGUGUCUGGGCGUGAGCCCCCCACCCGCUGACCCAGGUGACAUGGACAGGCUCCCCUUUUCCUUUGAGCUCAUCCUCACUGGGGGAAGGAUCCAGCACUUUGGCACGGAUGGAGCGGACAGUCUGGAGGCCUGGACCAGUGCCGUGGGCAAGUGGUUCUCCCCACUGAGCUGUCACCAGCUGCUGGGCCCUGGUCUGCUGCGGCUGGGCCGCCUGUGGCUGCGCUCCCCCUCCCACACAGCCUUGGCCCCCGGCCUCUGGCUGUCAGCAUUCGGCCUCCUUCGUGGUGAUCACCUCUUCCUGUGUCCAGCUCCGGGCCCCGGCCCCCCGGCCCCAGAGGACAUGGUGCAUCUCCGGCGGCUGCAGGAGAUCAGUGUAGUCCCUGCAGCUGACACCCCAGACAAGAAGGAGCAUUUGGUCCUGGUGGAGACAGGAAGGACCCUGUAUCUGCAGGGAGAGGGCCGCCUGGACUUUGCAGCAUGGAACACAGCCAUUGGGGGAGCAGCCGGUGGGGGCGGCACAGGGCUGCAGGAGCAGCAGAUGAGCCGGGGGGACAUCCCCAUCAUUGUGGAUGCCUGCAUCAGUUUUGUCACCCAGCAUGGGCUCCGGCUGGAGGGUGUAUACCGGAAAGGGGGCGCCCGCGCCCGCAGUCUGCGACUCCUGGCUGAGUUCCGCAGGGACGCCCGGUCCGUGAAGCUCCGCCCAGGGGAGCACUUCGUGGAGGACGUCACUGACACGCUCAAACGCUUCUUUCGAGAGCUUGAUGACCCCGUGACCUGUGCACGGUUGCUGCCUCGCUGGAGGGAAGCUGCGGAGCUGCCCCAGAAGAAUCAGCGCCUGGAGAAAUACAGAGACGUGAUCGGCUGCCUGCCGCGGGUCAACCGCCGCACGCUGGCCGCCCUCAUUGGGCAUCUCUAUCGGGUGCAGAAGUGUGCGGCUCUAAACCAGAUGUGCACCCGGAACCUGGCCCUGCUGUUUGCACCCAGUGUGUUCCAGACGGACGGGCGGGGGGAGCACGAGGUGCGGGUGCUACAGGAGCUCAUUGAUGGCUACGUCUGCGUCUUUGAUAUCGAUGCUGACCAGGUAGCUCAGAUUGAGUUGGAGGUCAAUCUUAUCACCACCUGGAAGGAUGUGCAGCUGUCCCAGGCUGGAGACCUCAUCAUGGAGGUCUACCUAGAGCAGCAGCUCCCAGACAACUGUGUCACCCUGAAGGUGUCCCCAACACUGACUGCCGAGGAGCUGACUAACCAGGUACUGGAGAUGCGGGGGACAGCAGCUGGCACAGACCUAUGGGUGACGUUUGAGAUUCUCGAGCAUGGAGAGCUUGAGCGGCCACUGCACCCCAAGGAAAAGGUCCUGGAGCAGGCCCUACAGUGGUGCCAGCUCCCGGAGCCCUGCUCAGCCUCCUUGCUUUUGAGAAAAGUUUCCUUGGCCCGGGCCAGCUGCCUUUUCACAGGUAUCCGGCGUGAGAGUCCGCGUGUGGGGCUGCUGCGGUGUCGUGAGGAGCCGCCCCGCUUGCUGGGCAGCCGCUUCCAGGAGAGGUUCUUCCUGCUGCGUGGCCGCUGCCUGCUGCUGCUCAAGGAGAAAAAGAGCUCUAAACCGGAACGGGAGUGGCCUCUGGAAGGUGCCAAGGUCUACCUGGGAAUCCGCAAGAAGUUAAAGCCCCCCACGCCAUGGGGCUUUACGUUGAUACUGGAGAAGCUGCACCUCUACCUGUCCUGCACUGAUGAGGAUGAGAUGUGGGAUUGGGCCACCAGCAUCCUUAAAGCGCAGCACGAUGACCAGCAGCCAGUGGUCUUACGUCGCCGUUCCUCCUCUGACCUUGCUCGUCAGAAGUUUGGGACUAUGCCUUUGCUGCCUAUCCGUGGCGAUGACAGUGGAGCCACCCUCCUCUCUGCCAAUCAGACCCUGCGGCGACUACACAACCGGAGGACCCUGUCCAUGUUCUUUCCAAUGAAGUCAUCGCAGGGGUCUGUGGAGGAGCAGGAGGAAGUGGAGGAGCCCGUGUACGAGGAGCCUGUGUACGAGGAGGUGGGGGCCUUCCCCGAGCUGACUGGGGACACCCUGAGCUCCUUCUCCAGCACACAGGAGUGGGCAGCCAUGCCAGACACCCCCCUUACCAGCCAGAGGUCCUUUGAGCAACCCCCUGCCUCCAAAGCGAACAUCCUGGGCCAGGAGGAGGGGCCGCCUGAGCCCCCUCCGGGCCCCCCUUCAAAGAGCAGUCCCCAGGCCCGGGGGUCUCUGGAGGAGCAGCUGCUCCAGGAGCUCAGCAGCCUCAUCCUGAGGAAGGGGGACACCACUGCGUGCCUGGGAAGCCCCCCGCCCCCCAGCCCCACUGGGCCUCCCCCACAGACACCGGGCUUCCCCACACACGGCCCCCAUUCUUCCAGCCUGCCCUCCAGCCAGCCCUUCACAUGACUGUAGGACGGGCAGUCUGAGGGUGGCUGCCCGGAAGGCCCACACCGUCACCAUGGCAGGCACUGUGGGGAGUCUCCUCGACCCUGUCUGGGAAGACUCCAAAACAAGGUGUGGUGCUGGGCACGGGGCGCUGGACCGGGGGCUCUGGAGGCCGUGUGUCCCUGGGCAGGUCAUGGCCCCGCUCUGGGCCUCAGCUCGUGUAUGUGUAUCACGAAGUCACAAACCAGGAGAGCAAUGGACAUCAAACUGUCUUUCUCAGAGCCUCAUUAAGCCUCACUCACAUACUCUCUCUCCCUCAGUAAGGGCAGCUCCUGCUUUAUAUACUUGAUACGUAGGGGUUCUACUACAUUAAAGGAAAAAAAAAAAAAAAGGUUUAGAAGCCAGAAGCCUGGAUGAAGUCCAGGGCUAUCCUACCCUACUUCCUGCAUUCUGGGACUUUGCUGAAGUCCUGGCAUGGGAGAUUGAUUGGGGUUGGGAGCUGGGGCAAAGGGGAGCCAAAAAAGGAAGUGUCACUAUUAAUAAACCUUGGAACCAAAA